CGAUGCCGAAAGACAGAUCAGAACUGACGAAAUCCAAAAAUCGGAGUCGCCAUGAUCCGCUGGCUGCCGACGAGGAUAGAACGGCCCGCAUUCUGACCAAGAAAAAGCUCUCCUCUAAGUCUGAUAAAAGUCACUCUGCAUCCUCUCAAAAGUUCAGACAAAAAUUGCUUCAACAGGUUCGAAAGCAGCAGAAGGAUUUGCAAGGAGAGCACUUUCUAGACCAGAACGACUCGAAAGCGACGUCCACAUGGUCAUGCGACUCUUCUGAUUCAGAUUGGGAAGACACCUACGAGGAGUGGAACAACAUAAAUGAUGACUUAGACUCUAGAGCGCACUCAAAUUCUGAUGAGGAACUCUUGCUUAAUCAUCAAUUAGUAGAUGGUGCCUCCUCGCCCCAUUCCACGUAUGACCGCUUAGACCAGGCUAUUUUGGAAAAGCUUGAACAAGAAUCUAUGUCCUGCACGAACGCGAUGGACACUUCGGAUACGGAUUUCCAUCAUGACCACUGUAACGUCUCACAGUGUCCCCCCACAUUUCAUUAUAAUGCCAAAGUUAUAGAGUCCUACCAACUCAUUGCUAAGUUGUUGAAAAACUAUACUUCAGGACCCCUCCCAAAAGCUUUCAAGAUCAUCCCCUCUCUAAUCAACUGGCAGCAGAUUCUGGAACUAACUAACCCAGCAGAGUGGUCUCCACAAGCCACUUACGCUGCGACGCGACUGUUCGCAUCCAAUCUAAAUGAACACUUGGCACAAACGUUCUAUUCCCUCGUCCUCUAUCCGCAUUUCCGCGAAAAUAUCAGAAAUAACAAAAAACUGAAUUGCCACCUAUACGCCUCGCUUAAAAAAACUCUAUACAAACCCGGCGCUUUCUAUAAAGGUAUCCUGUUCCCGCUAUGCGAAAGCAACAACUGCACUCUGCGAGAAAUGGCCAUCUUGGGCAGCAUCAUAAAGAAAAACACUAUUCCAUCCUCUCACUCUAGUGUCGCUAUCUACAAAUUAGCGCAGCUGCCUUCUUCCAGCGCCGUUUCUUUCUUCAUAGGCACACUCCUCAAAAAAAAAUACGCCCUUCCGUACGAAGUCAUUGAUAUGGUCGUUGAACACUUCCUGAGCAGGAAGAAGGAUCAGCUACCCUGUACUGUUAUGUGGCACCAGUGCUUGCUAAUUCUCGUUCAGCACUACAAAGAAGACCUAACCGCGAAACAAAAAGAACAGAUAAAAGCAUUGGUCAACGCUAGGUCUCACCACGCCAUCACCCCAGAAAUCCGCUCUGAAUUAGCGAGCAGCGCAAAAACUCGAGAUCAAGCGCAGUAA
Molecule: messenger RNA, 1310 nt
Organism: Schistocerca gregaria
Lineage: Eukaryota; Metazoa; Arthropoda; Insecta; Orthoptera; Acrididae
Product: bystin-like
Exons: 3
Coding region: 3-1310 (435 amino acids)
Biological process (GO): rRNA processing
Cellular component (GO): cytoplasm; nucleolus; preribosome, small subunit precursor
Molecular function (GO): snoRNA binding
Source: RefSeq, a predicted model, not a curated record